Diabrotica balteata is the source of this 2792-nucleotide messenger RNA. The record is from the annotation of a GenBank genome assembly. NCBI's taxonomy places the organism in Eukaryota, Metazoa, Arthropoda, Insecta, Coleoptera, Chrysomelidae.
GUCAAUGGUAGUCGUUUUGGAGGGGUUGAAUCUUUCUUUGCGAAAACCAAAGAAAGUGACAGUUCUUCGGUAAGGCAGUCUAUGAGUUUAAUCCUUAAUCACUUCUUAACGGUGUUGCAUUGGUGCGCGUUACCGCUGGUUUUUGUGGUACUCAUUGGUACUCUCGAUUAUUAUCGUACAUCUGCGGCGCGAUUUUAACAGGACCUAAUUAACACUUCCAAAAGAAAUUUUUACUGGCACGGAGAUGACGAGGGUGAGGAUGCCCUGUGUUCGGUGGCUCACGUUACUGGCUUUAACAUCGUCCAAUAUAGUGUCUGGAAUUCAAUUACAAUCACUUGAUGUGCCUUUUAAUGGAGAAUCGGAAUGUGCAUUAAUUUUGGAAGGACCCGGAAAGAGCAGCAACUUUGAUUAUUCAUUAAACCUGUUAAGAGGCAGUUCACUAAACUACGACGGUCCUAAUACGUGUAUAACAUAUGAUGCGGUUAACUCAGCCUAUUUAGAUGCCCGAAAACGGAUACAUGUUGCUACACCUGAUGACGCUCACUUUAAGAAUGAAUACGUUGCUUCGGUGGGUGAACUGGUUUUUGAUAUAUCUUUGAACUUGGCAAAGACGUAUGGACUUAGUUAUCAAGAAAUCGAAAAAGGAUUGCCUUUGAUAGACACCAGCAAAACUUUGAUAAGAGACGUGUGUCCUGCCUAUUUGUCCAAUGUUGAGUGUAGAGCAGGAAAGUAUAGAAGAUACGAUGGUCUUUGUACAAACCUUGAACAUCCUACAUGGGGAGCAAGUCAUACACCGUUUACAAGACUUCUAGGACCAGUUUAUGCAGAUGGUAUCCAAGCACCACGUAUAAGUGUCACAGGAAGACCAUUGCCCUUAUCAAGAGUUGUAUCCAGAACAAUACAUCCUGAUGAAGGCUACCAUGACCAUGCAGGAACUGUUAUGAUAAUAGCAUGGGGUCAAUUUAUGGACCACGAUUACACAUUGCAAGGCACUCCGUUAGAUCCUCUUAACAAAAAUGACCCUGAAGAAUGCUGCAAUCGACCAGCCCAUCUUAAGCAUCCGUACUGUAACGAAAUUUACAUACCCGAAGAUGACUUUUUCUACAAACUCUUCAAAGUUAACUGCAUAGACUUCGUCAGGACAUUCCCAGCUCCACGUCCAGGAUGUAGGUUAGGUUCCAAGGUUCCCUUCAAUACACUUACCGGUGUUUUAGAUGGAAACACUGUAUACGGUGUAACGGAAUCCCAUGCCAAAAAACUGAGAUCGUUUAACGGAGGACUUCUAAGGAUGCACCCAGCGUUUGAACAUUUUGGCCUCAAGGACUUACUUCCAUUAAAGGUAGAAAUUCCUGACGAAGGCUGUACUAGACCUAAUUCUUCGAUGUAUUGUUUUGAAGCAGGUGAAAUUAGAGUAAACGAACAACUGGUCUUGGCCUGCAUGCAUACGCUGAUGGCACGUGAACAUAACAGAUUAGCUAAAGGACUAGCUGAAAUUAAUCCUCAUUGGGACGACGAAACUCUUUUCCAAGAAGCAAGGCGUAUCAACAUAGCUAUCAUUCAACAAGUUACUUACAACGAAUUUUUGCCUAUUUUGCUCGGAAAGGAUGUUAUGGAAAAGUUUGGACUAACUUUACAGAAAGAAGGAUACUGGGAUGGCUAUGAUCCCAAUAUUAAUCCAGGAGUUAUAGAUGCGUUUGCAGCUGCAGCAUUUAGAUUUGGUCAUUCACUAUUACCAACUGCAGUGGAGAGAUGGAGUAAGGCACACAAAUUUAUAUCUUCUAAACGUUUGUCGGACUUAAUCCGCCGUCCCUACGAUCUGUUCCGAGCUGGAGUAUUCGACGAGUACUUCAUGGGUCUGAUGAACCAAGUUGCCCAAGCUAUGGACGACUCCAUCACACAAGAAGUCACAAACCAUCUAUUUAAGAAAGCUGGAGCCAAAUUCGGUAUGGAUCUGGUUAGUUUCAACAUGCAAAGAGGUAGAGAGUUCGGACUUCCUGGGUAUAUGGAAUACAGAAAAUUCUGCGGACUUCCAUAUUCAGAUAGGUUUGAAGAUCUAUUCCACUCAAUGCCUAACGAGACUGUAAGAAAAUAUAGUUCAAUAUUUGAACAUCCAGCUGACAUAGACCUUUGGUCAGGCGGAGUAUCAGAAAAGCCUUUACCAGGUAGUAUAUUGGGACCUACCUUCGCAUGUAUAAUCGCCACGCAAUUCAGUUAUUCAAGAAGAGGAGACAGAUUUUGGUAUGAACUUCCCAAUCAACCAUCAUCGUUUACCCCAGAGCAACUCCAGGAAAUUAGAAAAGUUAGAUUAGCAAGACUUAUUUGCGAUAACACAGACCUAAUAGAUACUGUUCAGCUGUAUCCAAUGGUAUUACCAGAUCACGAAAUAAAUCCUCGUGUUCCCUGCAAAUCUGGAAUAAUCCCAAGCUUGGAUCUUAGCAAAUGGGCACAUUUUCCGCAAGAACAUGCAUUUCAGCUAAAUGAUAUUUUAGGAAAAUAGAAUUAUAACUUAGAUUUAAUGUAAAAAUAGUUGUACAGAUGCCAUUGUACUAAUUUAUUUAUUGAGCAAAUCAACCGAAUGUACUUACGCAGAAAAGAAUAUUUUUUAGUAUUAUUAUAUACCUAGAUAUUAUAAAACAGUGCCAACACCUAUGUCUAAUAUUAGUAACUAUACAAAGUGUUUACUUAAAAGCUCGUGUAUAGCUCAGAAUCUUGAAGUAAAAAUUUAAGAUUGAAACUUAGUGUUAUAAGUAAUUGUAUAUUUCUUUGUUACAUUAAAUAGUUAAAUUAUUUGU